Arabis nemorensis is the source of this 906-nucleotide messenger RNA. Lineage: Eukaryota; Viridiplantae; Streptophyta; Magnoliopsida; Brassicales; Brassicaceae. The record is from the annotation of a GenBank genome assembly.
AUGUUAAAACAGUAUGAUCGAUCAUUGUAUUACUGUGACUCUCGGUGCAAGAUGAAAUUUGAUUUCACACCAAUCGCUCAAUUAAACCCUGUUUCUGAAAACGAAAUUUGGAAAAUUAAAGCUCGAGUUUUCCGUAUUUGGCGAUUCCAAAACAAUGAUAAACCUAGAGAUAUUGGUGGACUUGAUUUGAUACUUGUGGAUGAUAAGAAUUGCGAGCAGAUUCCAAACCACUCACUUCGUUUCAAUUUCAUCCCUUUUGAAGAAUUGUUCUCUCGGUCACAUGACGAAACAGUUUUCCUUGAUGUUAUUGGUGAAAUCAUCGAAGUGCAUGGUUUAAAGGAAAUAAAUGUUUGUAACGCUCCAUUGGUUGAACAAUUGAUUGUGUUUUUUGGGAAAAGAACGUUGAAGACAUACAUGCGGAAAAUGACUAUCCAAAGUGCAAACUCACCGACAAAGCUCUUCAUAAAUUAUGAUAUUCGUGAGAUAAAUGAAUUCAAAGAAAAGAUGCCAAAAGAUGUCAUCUCCACUUCACCCAGUAGCUCCACAUUGACUUUGUCAAAUUCUGAGCCAGAUCACUAUUCAUUGGAUUCUCGUAGAACUAUUUUUCAGCUGCUUACAUCAGAUGAGGAAGUCAUUCAACUUAUUAACAAAUCAGCGUAUGAGUUGCUGGAGCAACAAGUUCAGUUCAACCGUAUGAGUGAACUCCCUCCAGAACUUCAAGCUUUAGAGAAUCGUCAGUUUGUUUUUACCGUCUACAAACCUUCUACAACAAAAAAUUUCAGACCAACAACCUUUAAAGUUGUUAAAAUCACUGAUGACCCUGCAAAACUUUCAAUGUUUCGCGGUGAUGAUGUCAACACGGCUGAUAUUGCUGCGAUUGGUCCUAAUUUCUCAAACUUCACAUAA